Saccoglossus kowalevskii is the source of this 1459-nucleotide messenger RNA. Its product is annotated as uronyl 2-sulfotransferase-like. Gene Ontology annotation, cellular component: membrane. Gene Ontology annotation, molecular function: sulfotransferase activity. The record is from RefSeq and is a predicted model, not a curated record. NCBI's taxonomy places the organism in Eukaryota, Metazoa, Hemichordata, Enteropneusta, Harrimaniidae.
AACAGAUGCAGCUGUCCUCAUUGGUUGUCGUCCGAGUGUCAGCUUUAAAAAAAUCACUUGAUGCAAUAUUUCUGUACAAUGCACUGCGUAAUAUUGAUGAAUACCAUAAUAGUAAUGUGAUGUAUCCGGGUUAUUGUCACUGUUACUAUCAAUGCAACUGUGAGACAUUCAGUCUGUUAAAAUGCCCCUAAACAUCAAGCCAUCCUCACUAUCCCUACCAUGUGGUGUGAACGUCGGACAUGCACACAGAGAAAUAUUGGAAACCAUAGACAGUCGGACGUUAUCACCAAGGAAACCACGAGGGACGUUUUCUAGCUUCUAUACAUCACUUCUAUCUAUCACAUUAAUAAUAUCUUUAUUUGGUAUUUAUUCGUCGUUCAUGCGUAUCUCACAACAACCAAAUCAUCCAUUUGAUCGCGAUGUAUCAGAAACAGCAACGUCACAGGGGCAGAUACAUCUUUCACAAAACGAAUGGAUUAACCCAAAGGAAGAACUCAGGGUCGUUGUAGAUGGCGAAAUGUUUUCGUCCAAAGAAAAAAAAAAGGCCAUAGAGGAUGUUAAAAUGAUACAUCCGAACGAAGGACAGAGGGCCGCGGCGGAUGACAAAAUAACCCCUGCAACUGGAAUGCCUUUAGACCUCAAAGCCCUGAGAACCGUAUCUCGACUGAUUUAUAAUAGAGUUGGCAAAUGUGGCAGUAGAACACUUAUGGCAGUAACGGAAAGAGCUGCAGAAUGGAACAAUUUCAAGCACGUUAAAAGCCAAGAAUAUCAUGGCAUGACACUUACAAACCAGGAAGAAAUGGAAUUUAUUUCAGAAGUGAUGUCACUAAAUCCGCCUUUUAUUUACAAUAGACACGUGAGAUAUGUUAAUUUUUCCAGUCAUGGCAUCGAUAUUUCAUCAUCACCGAAGUACAUUAACCUAAUUAGGGACCCAGUAGACAGAAAAAUAUCUACAUUUUACUACACUAGAUUUGGUGAUGUUAAACACGAACGCGAAGACACCAAACGUAAUGCCAAUCUAACAUUCGAGGAAUGCGUUCUUGACAAUCAUCCAGAAUGUGCAGCCGGAAAAAUUGGUAUAAUUCCGUAUUUUUGCGGCCAAGUUGACGCGUGUCAUGAAGAUCACGAAUGGGCACUGGAAACGGCGAAGAGAAACGUGGUAGAGAACUUUGUUUUUGUCGGAAUUUUAGAACAAUUUGAAAUAUCAUUGAAAAUAUGGCAGUAUCUAUUACCGCAAUUUUUUCGCUCUGCGCCUGUUGCCUACCAAAAAAUCGUCCGUAGAGAAGCACUGACAAAGUUCAAGUCAAAAUCGAGAGUGGAGCCAUCGGAAAAAGUUAAAGCCAUUAUGAGGGAACGGAUGGAGUUAGACUACGAGUUUUAUAAUUUCAUAACAGAAAGAAUGAGACUGAUUGAAAAACAAAUACUUUCUGUAGCACAGAAAUUAAAAGACGAAACUUAG